AUGCGCUCCUUUAUCCUCGCCACCACCGUCGGCGCGGCUGCCGUCCAAGCCGUCGCCAUCGCCAACACCCUCGCCACCGCGGACGACAACCGGGCCGUCGAACUCCCCGGCCUGCUGCGCUUCCCCGUGUCCACCACCGAGCGCAGCAGCGCCCAGCCGGCGCGCCGCCAGGCCUCGACCGACCUGAUCAACCAGGAGUCGGGCUCGCAGUACCUCAUCAGCCUCAGCAUGGGCACGCCGGCGCAGGCCGUGCAGGUCGCGUUCGACACGGGCUCCAGCGAGCUGUGGGUGAACCCCGACUGCAGCACGUCGGGCGAGGCCGACCUCUGCCGCGGCCUCGGCCGCUUCGUGCCGGGCGCGUCCACCGUCAGCCUCGGCAAGAAGGGCGGCGUCACGUACGGCAAGGGCCAGGUCAAGUUCGACUACGUGCAGGACACGGUCGGCCUCGGCAGCGCCACCAUCAGCAACCAGACGUUUGGCGCCGCGUACGCGAGCAGCGACCUCGGCGAGGGCAUCCUCGGCGCCGGCCCGGACCUCGCAGGCUUCGACGCCGCGCCGUACCCGCUCGUCGUCGACUCGCUCGCCCGCCAGGGCGUCAUCAACGCGCGCGCCUUCUCCGUCGACCUGCGCUCCGUGGACAGCGCCCGCGGCGCUGUCAUCUUCGGCGGCGCCGACACCAAGAAGUUUGCCGGCACGCUCACCAAGUGCCCGAUUGUGGUGCCCGGCCCGGACGGCGACGUCCGCUACUGGAUCACCAUGGACGGGCUGACGGUCAACGCGCCCGACGGGACGGCGCAGCAGGGCCUGGCCGCCGGCGCCAGCCUGGCCAUCUUCCCCGACACGGGCGCGACGCUCGGCCACCUGCCGGCGGCGAUUGUCGACGCCGUGGCCACGGGCUUUCCCGGCGCCAGCUUCGACGCGCGCCGCAACCAGCACACGGUGCCGUGCGCGCUGCGCAAGGAGAACAAGACGGUGGACUUUAAGUUUGGCGCCGCCGUCGUCAAGGUGUCCUUUGGCGACUUCAUCUGGCAGGCCGGCACGAACCUCUGCGUGCUCGGCGUCGUGCCCAGCGCGGCUAGCAGCAAGACGUGGUCGCUGGGCGACUCGUUCCUGCGCGCGGCGUACGCCGUCUUUGACCAGGACAACAAGAACGUGUGGCUUGCGCAGAGCGCUGAUUGCGGCACGAACCUGGUUGCUUUUGGAAAGGGUGCUGAUGCGGUCAAGCCUCUUCAGGGCGAAUGCGGCCAGUCUGCCGGGACCAGCUCCUCCACGACUACCUCUCCCGCCGCCACGUCCAGCAGCGCCCAGACUUCCUCUGCUCCCACCACCGUAUCUUCUUCGUUGACCGCCUCUAGCAGCAGCCAGACUUCGUCGGUUACUACCUCUAGCAAGAGCCAGACAUCAGCUACCUCUAGCAGAAGCCAGACUUCAGCUACCCCUAGCAGGAACCCGACUUCUUCGAUCACCACGAGCACUGUCCGCAGCGUGACCUCGUCCAGCAGCAGCCAGGCCGCUAAUCUCCCCGCCUCUUCCGUUUCCAUCGUCACCGGUAUCCCGACCUCCUCGGUCCCUACCAGCACCCGUGUCCCCCCCUCUUCUGUUCCCGGUGGCACUGGUAUCCCAAGCUCCUCGAUCCGCACCCGCAUCGGUACUUCUACCUCGUCCAUCUCCACUGGCACUGGUCAACCUACCUCGUCCAAGCCCACCAGCACCGGAGUCUCCAACUCCUCCGUCUGCAACGGCAGCGCCAUUACUACCUCCAGCGCCGUCCACCCCACCGGCACCGGCAGCACCAGCAGCACGCACUUGCGCAACGCGACUUCCGCCGUUACCGCCGCGCCGACCUACACGUUCACCUAUCUCACUGCCAGCACCUACACCAUCACCUCGUGCCCGCCCGUCGUCACCAACUGCCCCGUUGGCCGCGUCACCUUCGAGCUCGUCACGACCUACACCACCUGGUGCCCCGACGAGUUGGCCACCCCCACUGGUUCCGCGGGUUCUGAUGAAGGGUGGUGGAUGGAAGAUAGGUAG
Cordyceps militaris CM01 is the source of this 2034-nucleotide messenger RNA. RefSeq names its product yapsin, putative. Gene Ontology annotation, biological process: proteolysis. NCBI's taxonomy places the organism in Eukaryota, Fungi, Ascomycota, Sordariomycetes, Hypocreales, Cordycipitaceae. The transcript has a single exon. The record is from RefSeq and is a predicted model, not a curated record. Gene Ontology annotation, molecular function: aspartic-type endopeptidase activity. Bases 1 to 2034 code for a protein of 677 amino acids.